UUCUUAUUUAAUAUUUGUUGUGAUGAUCAGUUUUAAUAAACUCUUUGAUUUCAAGAAUUGAAAUGUAAAUAAGUAUAUACUAGAAUUAUGGUAGCAGACGAGUUGAAUGCGUUAAGGAAUGAUAGGGUUCCGGGGAUACAUGAUUCCGAGGCAUCAAACAAGAGCAUCAUGCAGAAAGUGACACAAAAAUUAUUGAUUAUUGGAGCAAUAGUGGGAAUUACAUUUAUCAUUGUUGGAAUAAUAUUGAUUAGUUGUGCUUCUCAGUCAGAUGGAUAUGAAAUAAUUCAAGAUUAUACAGACUGUAUGGAUUUCAAAAAUCCAGAAAUGAAAUGUAAAGACUCUUUAAAAACUAUGUCACAAGUGUGUUCCUGUUUUCUAUCAAUAAAUGUAAAAGAACUGAUGAAGGCCCCUGUAACUCUCUACUACGAGUUGGAGUCUUAUGAUGAUAUUACCAGCAAAUACGCCAAGUCAAGGGAUGACAAGCAGUUGGCUGGUCAACUGAUCACAAAUUCGUCCAGCUGUGGAAACUAUACUUAUGCCAAUACUACGAACGGUAUGAAGCUCAUCGCGCCCUGUGGAGCUCUUGCAGAUGCCAUGUUUAACGAUACGUUCAGUAUGCAAAUAAACAACACGUAUUUAAUAGGAAUCCGAACUGGUUUGUUAUCGGAAGAAGACAAGAAACCCUAUCGUAAUCCACCAGGAGAUCUUAAAGUGGCAUUACAGGAUUACGCGAAACCGAUAAACUGGAAAAAUAACGUUACAAUGCUAGAUGAGGAUCAUCCUCAGAAUAAUGGAUUUCAGAAUGAGGCAUUCAUAGCGUGGAUGCAGACGAAUUUGCGCCGGAAACCGGUAAUGCGGAUCAAUCAUACGGGGUACUAUGAACAAGGUCUGCCGGCCGCCAACUACGUGAUACGUGUCCGAUAUGCGUAUCCUGAGGAACGUUACAGCGGUCGUCGGAAAAUCAUCAUCAGUUCUUUCCGCGAGUGGACAAAUUAUAUCGCACGUAAUUUUGGUAUUGCCUUCUUAGUACUGGGUUCGGUGACCGUUGUUGCUGUAGCCGCAUUAUUCUGCUUAAAACGUAGGGAGGGCCGCUAAUAGGAUUUCAAUGAUCUAACAAAAGAUGAUCUGGCAACGUAAUGUGACUAUUUUGGAAUAGUAACUAUCGUGAGACAUACUAAAUUGAUUGAAAAUAACGACCACGACUACGACUACGACGACGACGAAAAAACGACGAGCUUGAAGACAAAAAGGGAUUUUUUAUGUAUUUAUGAACAGCGUGAGCGUCGCGGCGACGUCACGCAGCCAAGAGCCCCGUGAUGACUUGAAACUAGUCGAGAUUUUGUCAUUGCAAGAUAUGAUGAGAUCUAUCUGCUCUU
Messenger RNA from Spodoptera exigua (beet armyworm), 1376 nucleotides. NCBI's taxonomy places the organism in Eukaryota, Metazoa, Arthropoda, Insecta, Lepidoptera, Noctuidae. The record is from the annotation of a GenBank genome assembly.